This is a messenger RNA of Plasmodium falciparum 3D7, 726 nucleotides long. It is a transcript of the gene PDF, whose product is annotated as peptide deformylase. Gene Ontology annotation, molecular function: peptide deformylase activity. Lineage: Eukaryota; Apicomplexa; Aconoidasida; Haemosporida; Plasmodiidae. The record is from RefSeq and is a predicted model, not a curated record.
AUGUUGAUGUAUUAUUCACUUUUCCUUUUUAAUUUAAUAAUAUGUUGUAAUGUUACAAGUAUUUAUGGAUAUAUACACAAUGUUAGAUCACUUGAACCAUAUAUAAAAAAUGAUCAGAUAAAAAAUUAUAGUAGUAAUAUAAAACAAAAGAGAAAAGGCUCUUUAUAUUUAUUAAAAAAUGAAAAGGAUGAGAUAAAAAUCGUCAAGUACCCGGACCCUAUAUUAAGGCGACGAAGUGAAGAAGUCACAAAUUUUGAUGAUAAUUUGAAGAGAGUUGUGAGAAAAAUGUUUGAUAUUAUGUACGAGAGCAAAGGUAUUGGUUUGUCUGCACCACAAGUAAAUAUAAGCAAACGAAUUAUUGUAUGGAAUGCAUUAUAUGAAAAAAGAAAAGAAGAAAAUGAACGAAUAUUUAUUAAUCCGUCCAUAGUAGAACAGAGUCUAGUUAAAUUAAAAUUAAUAGAAGGAUGUUUAUCAUUUCCUGGAAUAGAAGGAAAAGUUGAACGACCUAGUAUAGUAUCUAUAUCAUAUUAUGAUAUUAAUGGAUAUAAACAUUUAAAAAUUUUGAAAGGUAUACAUUCUAGAAUAUUUCAACAUGAAUUUGAUCAUCUUAAUGGUACAUUAUUUAUUGAUAAAAUGACACAAGUCGAUAAAAAAAAAGUAAGACCAAAACUUAACGAGCUAAUUAGGGAUUAUAAGGCUACUCACUCAGAAGAACCAGCCCUAUAA